Fulvia fulva is the source of this 1281-nucleotide messenger RNA. Its product is annotated as Type I acyl-CoA thioesterase. NCBI's taxonomy places the organism in Eukaryota, Fungi, Ascomycota, Dothideomycetes, Mycosphaerellales, Mycosphaerellaceae. The record is from RefSeq and is a predicted model, not a curated record. The coding region runs from base 1 to 1281 and encodes 426 amino acids. The transcript has a single exon.
AUGGCUGGCCCAUUUGUGAUCAGAGAACACACCUUUGAAGGACAGCACAUCCGGGAAUAUCCAAGAGCGUUAGCAUCGAACCAGGAAGAUGUCGUCUGGCUGCACGCGAAGAGCUACACACCUCAUGAAGUCGACAAUGGCAGCGCCGCCGGCGAUAUGACGAUCAUAGCAUACCAUGCCAAUGCCAUUCAGAAGAAGGCAUACGAGCCCUUCUUCGAAACUCUUUAUCGCAACCUCAAAGAGCGCCAAGGUCUUGUCCCAAGCAGUAUCUGGAUCGCGGAUCAAGCAGCUCAGGGUACCAGUGCUCUGCUAAGUGACGAAACGCUCGGUAACGAUCCCAGCUGGUUCGAUCAUUCGCGAGAUGUUCUGGCAAUGACUAACACUUUCCGCAAGCACAUAAAGAAGUCUCUCGUGGCGAUCGGACACUCGAUGGGUGGAGUUCAAGCAAUUGGCACAUCACACUUGCAUCCGAAUCUGUUCGAUGCUGUUGUCAUGAUGGACUCUCCCAUUAGUCUCAACUAUUCACCGUCAUUAGGUGCGAUGGUGAAUUAUGCUCUUGGCCGAGUCGAGACAUAUGACACUAGGGAGCAGGCGGAGCAGGCUAUUCGCAAGAGUCCUGUUUUCGAAGGAUGGAGCAAGCAAGCCUUGCAGCGCCAUAUCGAAACGGCUUUCCACGAUUCGCCAACUGUUGCUAUACCCAACCGCAAGAUCAAGCCAACAAACACAAAGCAUGCUGAAAUUACCUCAUUGACGAGGCCUAACGUCGGGCACAUGGGCGUCUCUGGCGAGCUCUCUGACGCACAGCGUGCUGUACAUCCUGAUGUCGACCCGAAGGCGCCUUUGACUGGCCCGGUCUAUAACCCAUACCCACGACAAGCAUGGAACCUGCUCCCAAGUCUCCGUCCAUGCGCCCUAUUCGUCUGUGGAGAGGGAUCGCGUGUAUGCCGGACAAACGAGAUCGAGGAGCGACAGAACUUGACCGGCACGGCGCCAGGAGGUAGUGGCGGAGCAGCGGUUGGGAAGGUCGCUUCGGUGACGGUUCCUGGCGGCCACUUUAUGCCUAUGACCAAUAUGGAUGGAACGGCAGAAGCGAUAGCGUCCUGGCUACGGGUGGAGGUUGAUAGAUACCUGAAGCGGAGGAAUGAAGUCGUGGGUACUUGGAUGCGGAAGGACCUGCCGGAGAAGCAGAAGCUCGAUGUAGGUGUUGAGAAGACUUUGAGGAGUUGGGAUGGGAAGCCUUGGGCGAAGCCGGAGCCACGGGUGCAGAAGAGUCGACUUUGA